This is a messenger RNA of Lathyrus oleraceus (garden pea), 1287 nucleotides long. RefSeq names its product NDR1/HIN1-like protein 13. Gene Ontology annotation, cellular component: plasma membrane. The record is from RefSeq and is a predicted model, not a curated record. The transcript has a single exon. Gene Ontology annotation, biological process: defense response to other organism. NCBI's taxonomy places the organism in Eukaryota, Viridiplantae, Streptophyta, Magnoliopsida, Fabales, Fabaceae. The coding region runs from base 291 to 1088 and encodes 265 amino acids.
UUUAAUAUAUAUUUUUUCAUUCUUUUUCCAUUUUUGCCAGGUUGGAACUGACCCCACAUUGAACUGUACCGUUUUUUUCUACUUAACUUAAUUAUUAUUAAUUAUAAUAGAUAUUAUGUUUACUAAGUAAUUCCAUAUCAUACCCUUAUAUGGUUGUUAUAUAAAUACAAAUCGUUCACUAAUGUUCUGAUAAAUUUGCAUUUGCAGAAAAAUUUGCAUUUGAAUUUGAAUUUGAAUUUGAAUUUGAAUUUGAGUAGAUAAAUUUAGUCUCUCGACUCGUCACUCACUCAAUGGCUGACCGAGUUCACCCUUACGACUCGCCACCGGUUUCUGAGGAACAUGCUGUUGUCGCUCCCAAGCCACCUCCAACGCCGCCGUCGGAAAAGCCUGUUCCACCGCCGGGAACGUAUGUCAUACAGAUUCCCAAGGAUAUCAUUCACCGCAUUCCUCCAAAAGAGAACGCUCGUCUCUACGAAGAAUACACUCGCAAGAAAAACCGUCGGAACCGUUGUUGCUGCUUCUGCUGGUUCUUCGGAAUACUCUUCAUCCUCAUCGUGCUGCUCGGCAUCGCCGCCGGGGUUUUCUACCUCGUUGUUCGUCCUGAAUCGCCGAACUACUCAAUCGAAAGCAUUAACAUCAGAGGAAUAAACAUAACGUCGCCGUCUUCCACGGCGGCGAUCUCGCCGGAGUUUGAUGUCACUGUUAAAGCCAGUAACCCUAACAACAAGAUCGGAAUCCGUUACGAGAAAGAUAGCUCUGCGGAAAUUUUCUACAAAGACGUGAAGCUAUGUAACGGCGUUUUGCCGGCGUUCUAUCAGCCGUCGAAUAAUGUGACGGUGUUCAAAACGGUGUUAAAGGGUAACGGAAUUAAGAUGGGAAGUGAGGACCAGAGAGCGUUGGUUACGGCGCAGAGUAAACGGGAAGUGUUGUUGGUCGUUAAACUGAGAGCGCCUGUGAAAAUAAAAGUGGGGUCUGUUAAAACGUGGAAGAUUACCGUUAAAGUUGACUGUGAUUUGACGGUGGAUAAAUUGACUGGGAAUGCUAAGAUUGUUUCUAGGAAUUGUAACUUUAAAUUGGAUCUUUGGUAACGGAAAGUAAAUUCUUUUGAGAUUAUUAUAGGGAUAGGAUGAAUACAUUGCUUUUAUUUCAAUUUAAAUUGAGUAUUAAAUUUUAAAGUCAAAGUUUGACCUGUUAUUCAUUAGUAUGAUUUUUUUUAAUGUGUUUGAUGUUUCUAAAUGUAUGUUUUUCUUUUAUUGAAUGAACUAGUAACGGAUCCGGGAAUGCUUU